AGUCAUUUCAGCAACAGAGUCACAGACAUUUCUAAAUUAAGAUGGAACUGUGCCUUGGGAUCUCAGAGCUGGCAUAAACAUUUUGCAGCAGUGAGUGGACUAUCGUUAAAUAGAUUAUUUUCCGUUGGGCAGCCAUCUCCUUCCACCAAGAGACCUCUAAAAUCUUCCAGGACCAAACAACCAUCCAGAUCUAACCUGCCACUACUGUCGGAGACUGAGGAUGUGAUGCAGUGUGUGGCCUUUGCCACAGCGGAUGAGUUUCAUUUGGGUACCCUGUGCCAUGACCUCGUAUCAAAUGGGUACUUUGAACUGCCAAGCUUACCUCGAGAUGCAUCCAACGUAUUGCUGGUGGGAGUGACAAACACUUCUAAAGAGCAUGAUUCCGGAGUGAUAUAUUUCUUCAGGGAAGGAGCAGUUGUUUUCUGGAAUGUUGACGAAAAAAACAUGAAAGACGUUAUGAAAAUUCUGGAGCGUCAUGAAAUUCAGCCUUAUGAAGUUGCCCUGGUACACUGGGAAAAUGAGGAGAUAAACUACAGCUUCCGAGAGGGACACUCCAAGCUUGUGAAAGGGGAAAUUGUGUUGAAUUCCCAGCUGGAAAAAGAUGAGAUCAUUCUAGAGAAAUUUGCCUUUUCUAAUGCACUUUGCCUCUCUGUGAAGCUGGCCAUGUGGGAGUCUACCCUUGACACAUUUGUAGAGUCUAUCCAAUCAAUUCCAGAGAUGCUGAAAGCUAGAAAAAAAAUCAAACUGUCUCAUGGUGAUGUCAUGCAGAAAAUUGGAGAGUUAUUUGCACUAAGACAUCGUAUUAAUCUAAGCUCGGACCUUCUCCUCACUCCGGACUUUUACUGGGACAGAGAAAACCUAGAACACCUCUAUGAUAAAACAUGUCAGUUUCUCAGCAUAAACCGCAGGGUGAAGGUGAUUAAUGAAAAACUUCAACACUGUACAGAACUUACUGAUCUGAUGCGUAAUCAUCUGAAUGAGAAGCAUGCUCUGAGGUUGGAAUGGAUGAUUGUCAUACUAAUUACAAUUGAGGUCCUGUUUGAACUCGGGAGGGUUAUUUUCUGAGAUCUUCAGUUGGGACUCUCAUCAUAACCCCAGAAAACACCAUAAAGGGC
This is a messenger RNA of Nanorana parkeri, 1115 nucleotides long. It is a transcript of the gene RMND1, whose product is annotated as required for meiotic nuclear division 1 homolog. The transcript is spliced from 11 exons. The coding region runs from base 226 to 1065 and encodes 279 amino acids. Gene Ontology annotation, biological process: positive regulation of mitochondrial translation. The record is from RefSeq and is a predicted model, not a curated record. Lineage: Eukaryota; Metazoa; Chordata; Amphibia; Anura; Dicroglossidae.